Ctenocephalides felis (cat flea) is the source of this 3851-nucleotide messenger RNA. RefSeq names its product 205 kDa microtubule-associated protein-like. The record is from RefSeq and is a predicted model, not a curated record. NCBI's taxonomy places the organism in Eukaryota, Metazoa, Arthropoda, Insecta, Siphonaptera, Pulicidae. The transcript has 7 exons. Bases 336 to 3338 code for a protein of 1000 amino acids.
UCGGCGCAAAUUUUCGCUAGUGUGAACUUACAUCUUUAUUAGUCAACGGCACUGUCCAUCCAUCGAUCAUCACUACAUUUUAUUCUCGUUUCUCCCGUUGUUGAGUUGUUUUUGUUUAGUUAUUUUUAGAAUUAAGUUUGUGCAACUUUUAUUUCAAGUGAAGAAGCAGUAUUAUAUUAUGGUUAUAAAUGGCAUUGCAUGUAUGACUCACAAAAAUUAAAGAAGUGAGUGUAGCGAUUGAUGAUGAAUUAGAAAACGGGUGGAAGUAUUCUGAAGGUGCACAAGAUUUGAGUGAUUCAGUAAAUAAAUCAUCCAAAAAUAAGUUGAAUGACUACAUGAUGGCGUCCCAAUUGAAUCCAGAAGCUGCCGAGUUUGUACCGGUUGAAGCGGGUAGUCCUGCACGAUCAGUAUUAUUUUUGAGAGAAGGCUUGCUUGAUGAUGUAAUGGCUCGAAGUCCAAGACAAUUUAGUGCUGCUGAACAAGUUCUUAAUGUACCAUCGGAUACUGAAUUUGCAUCAGAAAUUAAAUCAAGACCAGGAGAACUAAGUGCAAAUGGUUCUUUUGAAAGCGAUAAGAAAGAAUUAAUUUCUACUAUAGGAGAUGGAAUUGACUACAUCAGCAAUGAGAAUAUAGGAUUCUUGCCCAUGUCACAAAAUUCCAAUAAAUUCUUUGAACCUGCAUGUGAAAACAAUGACUUUUUGGUAAUAAGUAAUAAAAUACAAGAUGAGCUAAAUACAGUGCAGAAAUUGCCUUUAUCUGAUAGUGAUGAAGAAAGUGAUAGCAUGAAAACUAAUUCACAAUUUAAUAAUGAGAAUGAAAGUUACGAAAGAAAAUUGAAUGAAAAUGAUCAUUCUUUACCGUCCGAGCUACAAGAUUUUUCAAAUUCAGCUGAUCAGAACAAUGUGCCCUAUGUUGCGGAGCAGAAUAAUAUUAUUGAAGAGUCUUUAGAUUCUAUCAAUAAACGAUCCUCAUUUGAUAAUGAUGAAUAUGUGCAAACUAGCAAGGAAAUUAUACAGGCAUCUUUCAUAAAUGAGAAGGAAAGCAUGUCACCAGAUAAUGAGCAAAAACUUUUAGAACAAAUAAAUACGGUUGGGUUAAUGGACAAUGUUUUUGACACAAGUAAUGAAAUUGGGAAAGAUCAUUCUGGCCAGCAAUCAGUAUUUGACAGUAUUGUAGAAAGUGUAAGUGAAAAUACUCAAUUUUUUUCUAAAAUUAUAGAAGAUGUUAAAGCAAAUGAUAAAAACGAAACAUUAGAAAUAGAUCUCUGUGAUAAAAAUGUACUACUUGAUUCCACUUUGUCAAACAAAGAUGUGUUAUCUGAGAAUAAGAAUUUAGGUUUUUCAUGGAGCGCCAGUGAUUCUGCGGAACUCCAAAUUGGAACAGUAAUUUGUGAAGAAGAUCCCAUUCAUAUCACUAAUCAAAAUAACAUAACAAAUACAAAAUUAACCACAAGUGAAAAUAAUUAUCAAGAGCAAAAUGCAUUAACAAAACAAAAUGAUAAUAAAUGUUUUGAGCAGAAAAUACCUGUACCUGUGCCAUUAGAACCUAAUAUACACCUGCUUGAUUUUCCUUUAAUAGAAAGUAAAGAACAUGAUUCAAACAAAUCAAAUGAAAUGGCAAUAAAAAAAGAUGAUGAGCAAGAUAUCUCAACUUCUACUUCGAUUAAUUCACUAAUAUCAAAUAAAGAAAUUCAAAGUAAUCUAAUUGAUGAUCAAAAUAUGGAAUUAACACAUUCGAAUGUCUUAGAAAGUGAAUUGCUCAUAAAACCUUUAGAAAUAUCAAAUGGUGUUCAGGAAGAACAAAUAAAACUAUCAAAUAAAACUUUGCCCAAACCUAUAGAACCAUCAAAUGAAAUGUUGGUGCAAUUAGAUCAAGGUUUAAAUGAAAAUAUGAAAGAAAUAAGAGUGACCAAUAAUUCUUCUGAUGAAAUAAUACCUUCACCAUAUGAAAAUUUAGUAAAAUCAGCAGAACUAAUAAAUGAAAGUCUUGAAUCAAUGAAAGUAUCAAAUGAAAUUCAGAAUGAACCAGCGGAACAAUCUAACAUACUCUUCUCAGAAACUAAUGUUUUAUGUUCUAAUACAGAGGCAGAUCUUACACAUAUUUCUAAGGAACCGGACAAUGAAAUUUUGCCAGCAGAUUGUAUAAUUGUAGAUAAUUCUGCAACAGUUUUAACAGAAAAUGUGAAAUUGCCUUCAAAUGAUCCAUCAACAAGGAAAGAUGCAUCUGCUAAUGAUGAUGAAGUUCAUACAGCAUUAGUUGAUAAUAAUGCGUCAUCAGUACAAUCUGGAAUAAAAACAGUAGUUGAUAAAAUAGAAAAAUCGCCAGUUUGUAAUUUAGGAAAACAAACAUCACCUAAUAAAACUUCUCAAAAUGCAAUUUCUUCAAAAUCCUCAACUGCUGGUGUUGCUUCUAGGACUUCAAAAUCUUCAGCAAUUUCUAAAACAAAUGCGACAUCAGCCAGAGAUGCUGUAAAAUCUACUGCUACAAAACAUACAUCUAUUGCUCCAACAAAACCUUCUUUGGUCGCGAAAAAGCCUGGCUUGGCCGCAACAAAGCCGGCUACUACGGCCUCAACUAAGCUUGCUUCGGCCGCAACAAAGCCGGCUACUACGGCCUCAACUAAGCUUGCUUCGGCCGCAACAAGGCCGGCUACUACGGCCUCAACUAAGCUUGCUUCGGCCGCAACAAGGCCGGCUACUACGGCCUCAACUAAGCUUGCUUCGGCCGCAACAAGGCCGGCUACUAUGUCUUCAACAAAGUCGGCAACAACGGCCACAACAAAGCUUGCUUCGGCAGCAACAAAGCCGGCUACAACGUCUUCAACAAAGCUUGCUUCGGCAGCAACAAAGCCGGCUACUACGGCCUCAACAAAGCGUACUUCGGCAACAACAAAGCCAGCUAUAACGGUCUCAACAAAGCCGGCUACUACGGCUUCAACAAAGCUUGCUGCAGUCUCAACAAAGCCGGCUGCCACGACUUCAACAAAGCUUGCUUCGGCCUCAUCAAAGCCGGCUUCGGCCGUCCCAAAGCCUGCUAUUGGUGUUGUGAAACAAUCGGGAUCUACUACGAAAUAUCCUACUGCCAGUACAACUAGAGCCAAGCCAGCUGCCACUUCUACAAGGCCCACAACUGCUGAUUCAGCGAAGUCAGCUACAGCAGGUAAUGGAAGACCAGCUGUCAGUGGUACAAAAUCGGCCACUGGUACUGCAAAAUCUGCUAAACCUACUGCAAAUUCUGCUGGCAAUUCUGUUAAGUCUACUACUACUUCUACUGCAAAGUCUGUCACCAGAACUGCAAAGUCCAAUUCUGGUCUGCAAAAACUACUGCCAGCACUGUGAAGAAGCCUGAUGCUAGUCCUAGGUCUUCAGUUGAUAUUCCAAAAUCUUUUGAUGCCUUGGGAACUAACUCUGGCAAGUCGGACCAAGACUUUGAUGCAUCUAAAUGUAUUACUAACAUUGUAAAUCCUCAAAUUACAAAGAUUGCUUCAUGUACAGUGAAUACUGCUAUUGAAUCUUCAAAUGCUUCAGAAUCAACAACGCAUAACAAUCAAUGCACAAACACAAAUCAAAAUGAAGAUAACAUUGAGAAUUUUCUGAAAAAUGAAAACGCUGUUUCUUGUGUGGAAGGAACAAGUGGUUGUACAAACAUAUCACAUGAGGAUGUACAACAGUGAAGAUAUUUUUAUAUACAAAGUUUAUAUAAUAAAAAGUUGCUUCUUUAUCUGCGAAUGAACUAUCGCCACAUAUACCAAAAUGGAGGUGGUUUUAAAUUUAUAUGGCAAAUAUAUUUUACUUUUAUAAUUAAUUCUAUAUGAGAUUUUACUUGUCUUUUUUAAGCAUCAUGAAAUUACA